CACAGUGUCACUGCUGGCAGCAAGGGAGCACGUGUACGAGGAGUGGGUUAAACCAUAUGCACAUUUUGAGCUUUCUGAUUAGUUGCUGAAUAAAGGGGGAGUGAUUUAUGAAGUUUUUUACUGCUGGUUGAAGUGAUGCAGCGACAUUUUCCUGCAGGGGACAGAGAGCUCAGCAGAUUGAGACCAUGGACGUGUGCACCAAGCCUUUGUGCUACGAGCUGCUGGCAGAGGUGGGAGAGGGUACUUAUGGUACAGUGUAUAAGGCCAGAGAGGUGGGAGGGACACAGCGCCUCCUGGCGGUGAAGAAGUUCAACUUCCAUGGAGACACAACAGAGAGCGGGAUCCCUGCCUUCAUGAUCCGAGAGGUGGCGCUGCUGCGCAAAAUGAAUAAGUUCGACCAUCCCAACAUUAUCAAGCUGCUGGAAGCAUCGGCUGUACCCGACGGCAGGAACCUGGACCUCACUCUGGUGCUGGAAUACAUCGACCAGGACCUGUCCACCUACCUGUCCAAGGUUCCUGCUUCUGGACUGAGCCGUGACUGCAUCAAGGAUGUGAUGCAGCAACUACUGCAAGGUUUGGACUACCUGCACACAAACAUGAUCCUGCACCGAGACCUGAAACCGGACAACAUCCUGGUCAGCAGCCGGGGAGAAGUCAAGAUUGCAGACUUUGGCCUGGCUCGCAUUUACGCCUUUAAUAUCGCUCUGACUCCAGGUGUGGUGACGCUGUGGUACAGAGCUCCAGAGGUGCUGCUCAACUCUGUUUAUAUGUCCUCAGUGGACAUGUGGAGCGCUGGCUGCAUCUUUGCAGAGCUCUUCCUCUUGAGGCCGCUGUUAAAGGGCUACACAGAGGUGCAACAGCUGCAGAAGAUCUUUGAGAUGAUCGGUCUGCCCAGCGAGGAGGACUGGCCCGAGGACAGCCCCAUCCCAUACUCCAUUAGCUGGGCACCAAAAGUCUCCAGGACCAUGCUGCUGCACAACCUGGGACCAGACGAGAACAACCUGCUAUCUCAAUGUUUGGUAUUCAGACCAAGCAGUCGCAUCUCAGCCGCCAAAGCCCUGGCUCAUCCUUUCUUCAUGAAGCACUGAGGAGUUAACUCGAAUGCUGAGGAGGAAGUAGAAAAGCUUCACCCACUUCUUCCUCCUCAGUCCCUGAUGUUCCUGAGCUUACCAUUCCAGGAGCUAGGAAAUCCAUCGAAGUCCAGGAGAGCAGCUUUUAACAUCAGCUCACCAGCGUCAGGGGAAAACUGUGGUCAGGUUUGAGGGAACAACUUUUUUAACAUAAACCUGCACAAACGGCACUGGUGACAUGUUAUCUCAAACACAAACAUAAAACAGUGUAAUACGGUUCAAUCAAUUACACUUAAUUAACUAAACAUGAGAAAUUUGGUUUUUUUGCCAACUUUAUAACCAGUAUUUUAUCAUUUUUUUAUUUUUGGUUUAAGAUGUGAAAAUGUUUACAAAUCAUAAUGCUGCUUUGUUCUUGCUGCAUGUUCCUCUUGCUGCAUGUUACUCUUUUUUUUAAGUAAGGGAUAUUUUUGCUCUAAACUACUGACAGCACUAUGAAGAGCACUUUUGAGUUGAUGAGUUUGUUUAUGUUGUUUUGAAAAGAUUUUCUGUUCUUGUCCGGUAACCUGUGGAGGAUAUGAUUAAUUUUUUUGUUUUUUUUUGUGAAGACAUUUAUGGUGUAAUCAUUUGUAUAGAUUACAUCUGUAUUUAUGUUUGUAUUUACAGAGUAUACAAAAUAUUUUUCUAAACAGGUUGAACUGUGAUGAAUCUGUUCCAUAAAUAAUAAGUCUGUCAAACAUG
This is a messenger RNA of Notolabrus celidotus (New Zealand spotty), 1808 nucleotides long. RefSeq names its product cyclin-dependent kinase 21 (gene cdk21). NCBI's taxonomy places the organism in Eukaryota, Metazoa, Chordata, Actinopteri, Labriformes, Labridae. The transcript is spliced from 8 exons. Gene Ontology annotation, cellular component: cyclin-dependent protein kinase holoenzyme complex; nucleus; cytoplasm. The record is from RefSeq and is a predicted model, not a curated record. The coding region runs from base 186 to 1088 and encodes 300 amino acids. Gene Ontology annotation, molecular function: cyclin-dependent protein serine/threonine kinase activity; cyclin binding; ATP binding. Gene Ontology annotation, biological process: regulation of gene expression; regulation of G2/M transition of mitotic cell cycle; protein phosphorylation.